Molecule: messenger RNA, 525 nt
Organism: Hansenula anomala
Lineage: Eukaryota; Fungi; Ascomycota; Saccharomycetes; Phaffomycetales; Wickerhamomycetaceae
Exons: 1
Coding region: 1-525 (174 amino acids)
Source: RefSeq, a predicted model, not a curated record
AUGAUUAGAAAUAAUAAUGAAGAUUCCAAAAAUGAUGAUAAUAAUCAAGAACUUUUUGUUAUGAACAUUAUCAAAUUUGCUCAAGAUAAAUUGACAAAUAAAGCAAUUAAAAAUGUUAAAUUUAUGGAGGAAUUAGAAUUAACAAUGACUUUAUUAUUAUAUUCAAAUAAUAAAGAUUUAUUACCGGCCAAAUUGAAUGAACUGUUUGAAUUCAAACUAAGAAGAGAUAUAGCUGAUUUAGUUAAUAAAUCAAUAUUAGUGAAAGAUUCUAAUAAUUUAAUUGAUUUAAACUAUAAAAAGAAGUUUUAUGAAGUUAAACACGAAGAUAAUGAUAACAAUAAUGGCAAUAAUGAAGUUAACAAUGACGUUGAUGAAAUUUCAAUUGAUGAUAAUGAUGAAGAUGAUGAUGGAUUAAAUAGUCAUAUUAUUGAUUCUAAUUUGAAAAAAAUGAUUAAAUUAUGGAUAUGGAGUGAAAAUAAAGCUUUUGAUAAGAAUUUGGAGUAUCCAAGAUUGAAUUUAGAUUGA